Molecule: messenger RNA, 1366 nt
Organism: Poecilia reticulata (guppy)
Lineage: Eukaryota; Metazoa; Chordata; Actinopteri; Cyprinodontiformes; Poeciliidae
Source: RefSeq, a predicted model, not a curated record
CCCCCCUACCCCCAUUAUCAAUUGGGCUUCAGGGGGCGGAGCGUGUGGUCAACAAGAAACAAUCAGAUGUCUGGACGCGGACAGGAAUCCAGUGAAGCUUAAAGACCUGCAAUAGAGGAGCGUCUUUCAGAAUCUGCUGGAUUUGAAGUUUAGGACGUCAGAACAGACUCUGUUGGACUCCUCUGAAGACGAUGAACCUAAAGCUUGUGGCGGUGCUUCUGUUUCUGGUUGUGGUGUUGGGUUUUCCCAUUGCUGGUUUCUGAUCCCUGUUUCCCUGUUUGUGGUUGAACCCAGAGUGAUGUUUGUCUACCUGGACCCGAUCUACAGCUUCAGGGAAAACCUCUGUGGUUCUUCAGAAGGCCGAUCUGAGAAUGGACAUCUCUUCAGGAGUCCUGACCUACACCUGGUGAUAACCGAUGGGUUGAAGUACCCACAGCCGAGCAUCAUGCACGGUCGGACAGACAUUGUGUCGGUGACGCCCUGGUUGGCGCCGGUCGUCUGGGAGGGAACCUUCCAGCCGGUUCUGCUUGACAGUAUCUACCAAAAGAGGAACAUCACCGUUGCUGCCACAGUGUUUGCUGUUGGGAAGUACAUCAGGUUCCUGAAGGACUUCCUGGAGACGGCGGAGCAGCACUUCUUCGUAGGUUUCAAAGUGAAGGUUUAUGUGUUCACCGACCAGCCGAAUGAGGUGCCCAAAGUGAAAAUGGCUGCUGGCAGAGAGCUGGUGGUGCGUUUGGUGCAGAACUCCAAACGUUGGCAGGAAAUCUCAGCCAGAAGGAUGGAGAUCAUCCAGACCCUGAUCGAGGAGAUGCUCAAAAACGAUGUGGACUACAUCUUCUGUUUGGAUGUGGACUCAAAGUUUCACAGUCGAUGGGGAACCGAGUCUCUAGGAGAACUGGUGGCUGUGAUCCAUCCAGGGUACUAUAAAGACGACCGCAGUAGGUUCCCAUACGAACGGCGGCCCACCUCCAGAGCCUACGUGGCUCCUGGCGAGGGCGACUUCUACUACUGCGGCGGCGCCUUCGGAGGCGUCCUGGCCGAGGUUCAUCAACUCGCUCAAACCUGCCACAAGAACUUCGAUGACGAUGCCAAGGAAGGCAUUGAGGCUGCCUGGCAGGAGGAGAGCCACUUGAACAGGUACUUGUGGCUGAACAAACCCAGUAAGGUUCUGUCUCCUGAGUACCUCUGGCAGGAUUUCAAAGCCAGAAAUUCGGAAGUUCGUGUAAUCAGAUUCUCUGGAGUCAUAAAGGACUACAACCAAAUACGACCCAACUGAGCUGAAGUACUGGGCUAACCAACGUUUAGCUCCAAAGACACUUCCUGUUUGCUCCGACCCAGACUCAAUACAAGCAUGUGCAAUACUCAC